This is a messenger RNA of Pseudocercospora fijiensis CIRAD86, 2056 nucleotides long. RefSeq lists its product as uncharacterized. The transcript has 9 exons. The record is from RefSeq and is a predicted model, not a curated record. The coding region runs from base 1 to 1908 and encodes 635 amino acids. Gene Ontology annotation, molecular function: amino acid transmembrane transporter activity. Lineage: Eukaryota; Fungi; Ascomycota; Dothideomycetes; Mycosphaerellales; Mycosphaerellaceae. Gene Ontology annotation, cellular component: membrane. Gene Ontology annotation, biological process: amino acid transmembrane transport.
AUGACCUUUUCCGGGUCCGUUGGCGCAUAUAGCCGCCGACACCGAAGUGGACAAUGCCCUCCCUCAUCUUCGAGCGAUCGUAGGACAUCAGCGAAAUUCGCAACAAAUAGUAUUGCUUCUCCAACAUCGCGCCGCGGCGCAACCAUUGAUGAAAAUACUUACGCAGAGCGAUCCUUUCGUCCCGCGAACAAAACCGGGCAACGACUGCACAAUAACUACAUAGUCAAGAGCUUGGUCAUAGUUCUGCUCACCGAGCAUCUUCUGGAAGCUGGCGAUGCCAAGCUUCGUGGAGAAGACUUUCUCGGGCCGCAAUGCUUGAAUUCGAGUAUGCUGAUUGCUACUGACAGCGGUGGUGCAAUCGGUGCUGGUCUGUUCAUUGGAUCGGGCGGCGCAUUCCAAAGUGGUGGACCUGCUUCGGUUCUCAUCGGCUUUAUCAUCGUGGGCGUGAUGAUUUACCUCAUGAUGCAGGCACUUGCAGAACUGGCGGUUAUGUACCCGAUUAAUGGCGCCUUCACUAUGUAUAUCGUCAAGUUCAUCGAUCCGUCAUGGGGCUUCGCUUGUGGUUGGCAAUACGCCAUUCAAUGGCUGACUGUCCUGCCCUUCGAGAUUUCCGCUGCCUGCAACAUCAUCCACUAUUGGCCAGGCUCACAGGGCAUCAACAACGCUGCAUGGAUCGUGCCGCUUUUGGUUGCUUUAGUCGCCAUUCAGGUCUUUGGUGUCAAGGGAUAUGGAGAGGUCGAAUUCGUGCUCAGUGUGAUCAAAAUCCUGGCCUGUAUCGGAUUUAUGAUUCUUGGAAUCAUCAUCAAUUGUGGUGGUGUUCCAACCGACAACAGAGGCUACAUUGGAGGUGAAUACUGGACGGCUCCCUACAGCGCCUUCUUAAACGGCUUCCAUGGCUUCUGCAGCGUGUUCGUGACGGCUUCGUUCGCCUACACCGGAACCGAGCUUACGGGACUUGCUGCUGCUGAGACCGAGAACCCAAGGAAGGAGAUCCCAAGAGCAUCCAACCAGGUCGUAUGGCGUAUUGCCAUCUUCUACGUCGUCAACCUCCUGCUCAUUGGAUUGAUCGUGCCGGCCAACAGCCCGCUGUACUCUGGGGAGGGUUCCACCUCCCGUCACUCGCCUUUCGUCAUUGCCAUUCAGCUUGCAGGCAUCAAGGCUCUCCCAUCAAUUUUCAACGCCGUGAUCUUGCUCGCUGUCAUGAGUGUCGCCAAUUCCUGCACAUUUGGAUCGACUCGUACAAUCCAGGCUCUUGCAGCACAUGGCAUGGGCCCAAAGCUCCUCGCAUACGUCGACAAGAAGGGUCGCCCAGUCUCGGUCGUCAUACUACAGUUGCUAUUCGGCUGCUUGGCGUUCAUCAACUUGGCUGAAAAUGGCGGUGAUAUCUUCACAUGGCUCCUGGCUUUGUCUGGUCUCUCGCUGUUCUUCAUCUACGGCAGUAUUGCCCUCUCACACAUUCGAUUCCGUAAAGCUUGGGCUCUCAACGGCCACUCCGUCGACGAACUGCCAUUCAAGGCCGCGUUCGGCGUGUGGGGCUCCUGGGUCUGCCUCAUCAUCAACUUCAUCUGCCUUGUCGCACAGUUCUACGUCGCUCUGUACCCCAUCAGUGGUCCACAACUCAGCGCCGAGCUCUUUUUCGAGGCAUACCUGGCUGGUCCUUUCUUGGUUGCCCUAUACUUGAUCUGGAAGACCUACAGUUGGUUCGCCCGCCCAGAACAUCGUCCACUCUUCAUCAGAACCAGGGACAUUGAUAUCUACGAUGGCAUGAGAGAAGGUCAGCGAACCAUGAUCAGUGGUGUUGAUGUUACAGAGGGCCAGAGACGUGCCAGCAUUGCUGAGCUGCAGGAUGAAAAGAGAAAGAAGGGUGUCAAGGACUGGGUUGUAUCAGGUGUUCGCAAUAUCAUCUAGGCGAUGUUCGUCAGACAAUCAAAAAUGCUGCAUCACGCGUCGAAAGACACUGAUGGCUUAGCUGCUCUAGUAUUUGCUCGCCUGAGUCACGCGAACCAGUCGCGUAGGCCAGGUAUUGUAGACAGUAUAAUGCUUGAUACAUGGUCAG